AUGGGAGAUUCUUGGGAAUAUGAAUAUGAUAAUGCAUCUAGACAACUACAGCAAUUAGUUACAGAGGUUAAAUCUUUUGAGGUACAACAGAGAAACAAUCCGGGUGCAGUUCAGAAACAGACGGCACCAAACAUCAGAAGAGCACUGUCGAAUCUCAGCAAUGAUUUGGCUAGACUAAAGGAUGCACUUGUAUAUGGUAACCUUAGAAUCACCGAUAAAGAGAAAAUGCGAAGAAAUGCAAUGGUCGAACAACUCGGAACUCAAAAGAAUAAUCUUACAAAUCAAUUUGAGAAUGCUGCCAACAAUAACUUUGCAAGAAAUGAAUUGAUGGGAGAUGCAUCUUCAAAGAGAGCAUGGGGAAAGCAAGCCAAGGACAAUGAAUUCACUCAAAACUUUAAUAAUCAACAACUUUUUAAUCAGAACAACACCGUCAUGCAAGAGCAUGACCAAGCAUUAGAUUUACUCUCAAACUCAUUGAUGAGACAAAAGAAUAUGGCUUCUGCAAUGAAUACAGAACUUGAAAUACAUAACCAAUUGUUGGAUGAUGUCGAAAUUGGAGUUGAUAGAACAACCAGCAGAAUUCAACAUACAAACUCAAAGAUGAAUAUCCUCAAAGAGAAUGCCAGCAGUUGCGGUAUGAUCAUUUGUAUUGUACUAUUAAUUAUAUUUAUUAUUGUUUUACUUGCAACUGGUGAAUGA
Molecule: messenger RNA, 699 nt
Organism: Heterostelium album PN500
Lineage: Eukaryota; Evosea; Eumycetozoa; Acytosteliales; Acytosteliaceae
Gene: syn8B
Product: SNARE domain-containing protein
Exons: 4
Coding region: 1-699 (232 amino acids)
Biological process (GO): vesicle fusion; intracellular protein transport
Cellular component (GO): endomembrane system; SNARE complex
Molecular function (GO): SNARE binding; SNAP receptor activity
Source: RefSeq, a predicted model, not a curated record